UCAAAGAAGAGGAAGACUUCAAGCCCUGGCCAAUUUCCUUUGGCCAAUUCCCAGUAAGCGUGAGGAAGAGAAAGACGGCAAAGACAUUCGACGGCGUUCCACCUUGCGUUCCAUAGUGUCAGCGCUAUUAAGUUUCAUCGCGAUGAAUGCAACCAGUCGCCGAGCAGAGGAGGGCAACCGGCGUCGUGCAACAUGUCAGCACCACAAGGCCAUCAAUGCGUUCGUCAUUCUGGGUUCUCUCGCUGUUUUGCUCGCUGUCUACUUCGCGUUGAGUGACCGCACCAGCUACGAGACACCAGAGGAAUCUUCUAACGCGCCAACUGAGCGCGACGGCGACCCUAAGGGGAGACGCCACUACUUAGUAAGCCCGGACGCCAAUCAUACAAUACGAUUUCCUCCGUACCACCGCGUCCAUUCGAAGACAACUACUUCACUCCUCACCACCAAAGCACUUGGCACAGAAAGGAAUUCAUCACAGUCUACGACUGCACCAAGAACUUCGAAUGAAACAUCCAUCACGAGUUGGAAUGUAACUGACUCCGAAGUGCUCAACGCAACGAAUUCCGGUGCGACAACAAUACUUACGCCAACGAAUAACUCAUUUAAAACGCUGCCACACACUGUGAGCAAUUCAGCAACAACGACCAGCGCUUCCCCCACUAACCCGGCCUCGGCCACGACUGUAUCGACACACACAACAACGUCUCCUCAAAAUAGCACGCAUGAAACCGACCACAAUUUCACUUCAACGAUACCCCCACUGCGAAAGGGGUCUUCCACAUCGGUCGCCGUUCCAACAACGGAAUACGACCUUACGACAAACGUAUCAAGCAACCCAACAAAUUCAACUGUUCCAGAAAUGUCUCACGUACCCACAUCCACGUCUACAGCGUCCGCCGAGGGACUCUUCAAUCUCAAUACGAGUACAAGGUACAAUACAACGCAAUCAGAAACAACAGCAACCGCAGGUGAAGAAGCGGUCACCUUCCCUUCUGUGCACACGCCUUCGUACAACGUCGUCUGCAUCUUCAACCACACCAGCUACAAACGCAAAGCGCCGAUGGCCUUCCUUGCUGCUCAUAUCCCUGCACCGUAUUGCAGCCACCUGGUGUAUUCAUCCGCAAUGAUAGCACCAGAUUCCACAAUCAAGGCACGCGACGCAAAGCACGACGAGCACGAAGACGGUUUCUUAAGCGCCCUGAUGUUGAAGAACACGUAUCCGCAUUUGCGCGUUCUCAUACACAUCGGCAGCACGUCCAACGAUUCGGAGGUGCUCGGACGCAUCUGCAGCACGACAGACGGCAGAAGGACGUUUGCGGAUAACGUGAGGACGUGGCUUGUGCGUCGCGAAUAUGACGGGAUUGUCCUGGACUGGCGUCAUUACGAAUCGACCACCCACUUCAAGGCCCGUUCGGGUUCUGUUGCAGAAGCGUUGCGGCUUGCCUUGAGUACGAAGUACACUUUUUGGAUCACGAUACCUCACGAUAACGAACUCCGCCAACAGUACUUCGAUCUAUCGCGUCUUUCAGAUUCAGUCGACGGAUUCCUCGUAAUCGGCGACAGCAAAAGUUACGAUGCCGAGAGGACUUCAUCUCUAGAUCUCGUGAAUGACGUGCUUCAAAUGCGGCACAGCGGGACUGCUGGGAUGUCGAACGCGAUCUACAAGAAGGUUUGCUUCCCGUUGCCCAUAGGAGGCAGGUCGUACACGUUAGCGAACGCGACACAACAGGGCGUCAAUUCCGAAGUGUCUGGUCCGGGCCUACCUGGACCCUACACAGAGACGCCAGGACUGCUGGCGUACUACGAGAUCUGUAGCCGCAACUGGACCACUGAAGUGCACGAAACGUUCGAGUCGUACACUGCAGAGGGCAAUCAGUGGGUAGGCUUCCUCGAUGUUGCAAACAUUGAAAAGAUUUUGUGGAUGGUCAUAUGGAAGCACCGAUCGUCUUGUAUUAGCAUAUGGGACGUUUCCUUGGACGAUUUUCGUGGAGUAUGCGGAGAAAGGUACCCCUUGAGCAAGGCAGUGGCAGGUUGGAAAGUUAGAAACCAAGAUAAUAGGAGACACCAACACAAAUAAAAUUAACCGCAUCUCACAUU
Ornithodoros turicata is the source of this 2097-nucleotide messenger RNA. RefSeq names its product chitinase-3-like protein 1. Gene Ontology annotation, biological process: chitin catabolic process; carbohydrate metabolic process. Gene Ontology annotation, cellular component: extracellular region. The transcript has 2 exons. NCBI's taxonomy places the organism in Eukaryota, Metazoa, Arthropoda, Arachnida, Ixodida, Argasidae. The record is from RefSeq and is a predicted model, not a curated record. Bases 143 to 2077 code for a protein of 644 amino acids. Gene Ontology annotation, molecular function: chitinase activity; chitin binding.